Corythoichthys intestinalis (scribbled pipefish) is the source of this 3248-nucleotide messenger RNA. RefSeq names its product E-selectin-like. The record is from RefSeq and is a predicted model, not a curated record. NCBI's taxonomy places the organism in Eukaryota, Metazoa, Chordata, Actinopteri, Syngnathiformes, Syngnathidae. Bases 1 to 1023 code for a protein of 340 amino acids. The transcript is spliced from 8 exons.
AUGAAGUGGAUGCUGUUGCUGUUCCUUGGAAGCUGCCUCACUGGUGUCAGCUCGGGAUGGACGUAUCACUACUCUAACAGCACCAUGACGUGGACCAAUGCCCGAAAGUGGUGCCAGACUUACUACACAGACAUGGUGGUCGUUCAGAACCAGGACGAGAAUGCCGAACUUGUCUCCUUCUUGCCAAACAAGAAUCAUAGCCCGUACUACUGGCUCGGUAUCACCAGAGAGCACAAGGACGGGAACUGGAUCUGGAUCGGGAACAACAGCACGUGGGUGGGCAAAGAGUCCUGGGCGGAGAAUGAGCCCAACAACAACCAAAGUUGGCCCGUUUGCGUGGAGCUCUAUGUCAACGCCGGAGCUAACCGAGGGAAAUGGAAUGACGAGAAGUGCCAUAACAGGAAAUAUGCAGUGUGCUAUCAAGCUCAAUGUAAUGCAACCAUAUGUGGGAGAGGAAAAUGCCAGGAAGCUGUCAACAAUGUCACAUGUUUAUGUGAGCCGGGCUUUGCAGGGAAUGCUUGUCAAACAGUUCUACGUGUAGUUAGCACACAUCUUGGCAGCGUUUGGUUGUGUCAGUCAUGUGACGUGCUGCGCCUCCACCCUGACCCACGCUUAAGCGUGUGCCCACUCCAGGCUCCUUUUGAGAAACACAUGUGUCAGGUGCUGCUUGUUUCAGUUACCCCACCUGUGGAAUGCCCCCCUAUGUCACCCCCCAACGGAUACUUCCACUGUGCAGAAGGCAACCACACUGUAAACUCUACAUGCCGGUUCACGUGCCACGGCGGUUUCCUGAGGAUCGGCUCAGCGGAGGUCACCUGCGGGGUGACGGCCAACUGGGGUGGCCCAAAGCCUGCUUGUGCAAGCUAUAAAUUCUUGUUGAUUGUAGUAGGAUGUGGAGUGCUCACACUUUUCUGCAGCUGUUGCAUGUGUAUUAGAUGGACAAAGAGCAGGACAAGAAAGACUCCUGGCCAGUUGAGGUUGACUGAGGAAGGAGAAAGAAUGCCCAGUGAACUGGAGGGAUGAAGAUCAACACAACCAUGUCGCCAUGCUUUUGUUAUACUUGUGAUUGUGUUAUAUGAUCCUGCAAAGAGACUAAUCGCAGUCCUUUUAUUAAUACAAGAAACUAAUGUAAAUUUGUCAACAAAAAAUUAUCCUCUCAUUGUUCUGGCAUUUAGCUAGUAGAAAUAAUAUUGCUAAUCCUAAUGGACCUAAAUUAGAAGAGCUUUAGUCAGAUUUUGAAUCAAACAAACCCAUCAGAAAGCUGCAGUUAUAUUAAUUGUUACAUUCUGUAAAUAAAUAAUAUAUAUAUAUAUACCUGUGAGUAUUGUUAUAUUGGUAAUCGGCAUGAAUCUUCUAGGGCUGUCCCAAACAACUAUUUUUCUCCCGAUUCGUCAGCAGACUUUUUUUUUUUUUUAACGAUUAGUCGACUAAUCUAAUGUAAUCUAAUCUAAUGUAAUCUAAUCUAAUCUAAUAAAUUUGUUUUUUUUUUUAAAAACAAAUCUAGAAAUUUAGUUUUAUUGACACUUCUUAAUUCACAAAAACAUUUUGGAAGACUUAAAUUCUUUAUUAAAGUACAAAUAAACACAUAAAUAACAAUAAUACAUCACAAAUAAACAAUGACGUCAACUGGUGAUAGCAUUAACUAGUGCAAAAGAAUGGAAUGUAAACAGAUUCAGAACACUGACUUUGCCUUUCCAACAUGAUUCAAAACAGUUCUUGAAAAAAAAGAAAUAAAAUUAUCUAGCACUAAUAUUAUAGUAUACUCCUAUAUAUAAUAAUAUUAUAAUAACUGUUUAUUGCCAAUCAGAUUUUUCAUAAAGGGUGUCAUUUAAAAGCUAUUCUUAGUGUAGAAUCUGAAUUCUGAAGUAUGUGAGAUUAACUCCAGAAAUGGUUAUUUAUAUGUUGAACAUGGCGUGCUUUUAUUUUGAAAUGUUCACCAAAAGUACUUUUGCUAAACCGCUAACCGUAAGCUUCCAACUCGGCAAAAAAAGUGCACUUUUCGUCAUUGCACGUGGUGUCAAUAAUACAUUUAAAAAAAAAAAAAAUCUUUGUUUGCAAAUGCUGUGAAACAAACAAAUUUUCAUGUUUGAAGUGUCACCUUUUGACUGCAAGUUUGCGUUUUGGAGUAGACUGCCAAUGUUUCACAGCUAGCUAAAGAAGGUUGUCUUUUUUUCUCCAUUAGCCUCAAUGUAGCAAUGCUAACGAUUACAUUAUAGAUGUGUUUCCUUAUUUUGUAUGUCCGAACUUUAAUUCUACGGCGUGUUGAUGACCAAUAAACAUCUGUGAAAGGAACUGGAGUCUCAUAUCCCAUCAAAACGCACGUGUACAGCGGCGAUAAAAUGCAGCACUGACAAUUACCGCCCUAAUUUUUAUUUACCGUGCGAUAAAUGGACUUACUGCAUAUCGCGACAGGCUUAGCAACUUCAAUAAAAAAUGUCGUUCGUUCGUUCGUUCGUUAGUUAGACGGACUUACAAUCUGCGAGCUUCUUGUCUCCUGCUGUCUUCCAAAAUUACAACUGGGAGACGGCGCUUAAAGUGUUCAUUCGCGGCUGAAGUGCAGCCAAGCUUGGAAUUGAAGAGACAGGACACAUGAAUGUACCCUCCUUUAUUUCGUUGAAAUAAAUCAAUGUUUUGGCCACUUUGGUAUGCUUUUUUUGGCUUUGUGCCGCUUUCCACGCUUGCAUACCGAGCAUCCGCCAUUCUCAACUUUCCACGCAUAUAUUUUUUUAACCUUAGUCGAUUUUUUUUCUUUUAUCCCAGACAAUAGUAGGUGAUUUAAUUACCUGACAUGUUUCGUCGAACACUUCCGCCUUUAUCAGAGGUUCACUGGUGUUUGGUGGGACGCGUCUUUAUCAGUUGAUGGAUUAAGGCGUGACUCACCUGUAAGAUUGACAGGCGAAUCACGCCCUCUGCUGACCAUUCACUCUUCCAGGAUGCUGGUCCAGGUUGUAGACAGCAUGUACGCCCUUUAAACAGGAAGCAAGAGCAAUUACAACACUAUCAAAAAAAUAAAGAUAUCACAAUCCUCCCAGCAAUCCUCCCUAUUAUUGUCUGGAAUAAAGGAAAAAAAUCGACUAAUCUACAAAUGUAGGCAAAAUGAACUCAAUACAAUUAUUUUUUUUAACCCUUCAUUAACCAUCGACAGGAUGUUGUGCUCAUCGACGCAUUUACGUCACCGAUGACAUUGACUACGUCGACUAGUCCGGACAGCUCUAGAAUCUACACAUGUAAACAUAUUAAUAACAACU